AUGGAGAGGCUGAAACAAUACGCACAAGAGAAACCAGCCGAGGUCAAAGCGCGCCGCGCUGGCCGUUUCCCUCUUGUCGAAGGCAAGCUGCCAACAAGAUUUCCACGAACUGCAUCUGGCAUCUGGAGCACAGUAUCCACGGUGCUCCGUGGCAAAACCACCGAGUCGCAGCCGUAUGAUCACUCGGAGAAUAUUGUGUGGCUUUUUGAUAAUGUCGCCUAUCAACAACAACAACAACAAGCCGACUCGGCCGCUUCUUCUAGCGAACCUCAGCGAUGGCAAGUCGAGGUCGUGGCUUGUGCGUUUGUUCAAGGACACAAUGAUAUCAGCAAGUAUAUCGCGUCUAUCGCCGAUCACCUCGGUCUAGAUGGGAAACUAGGCGACAACUCUGAGAUCCAAAAGCGCAUCGAACAGCGGCUCAGACCGUUGCUGUACUCGGUCGCUCCUUCUCUUACCAUGAAUAUCAAAAUACCUUCAAGCAGCCACAGAGACAGUAGGGUUCAUCAUUAUGGCCUAGGCCCGACGAAUAGCGAUGGCAUUAUAUCUCAGACCGUCUCGACUCCACAUCGGUUUACCACAGACAGAGUCGCACUCACCUCUCAUUUGGUGGGAUCCCAAAACACCGUGGCAAUGAAAACAACAUUUGCUGUGCCAGAAGGGUGGCUGGUCAUAUCAGACAUUGACGACUCGAUCAAGGUGACGCAGACGUCAGACGCCACGGGAAUUCUGCGUACAACAUUUGCAGAAGAGCCACGGCCGAUUGACGGCAUGCCUGAUUUUUACAAGUUCGUGGAAAGACAACUUCAGCCAGUGUGGGUAUACCUAUCGGCAUCUCCGUACAAUCUCUACCAGUUCCUGCGAGAGUUUCUCAACGCCUAUUACCACCCUGGCACAUUGAUCCUUCGGGAGAACUCCUGGCAUGAUCUUGGAGGAUUCCUCAAGUCUUACAGCAUGGGCACUCAGGCUUACAAGGCGGACCGAAUCGACAAGAUCCAUGGCUGGCUACCACAGCGUAAAGUGCUAUGCGUUGGCGACUCGACGCAAAGUGACCCGGAGGCCUACGCAGAACUGUAUCGGAAAUAUCCAGCAUGGAUCCGAGCAAUCUAUAUCCGCAAGGUGACCAACAUCCCAAACAUGGAAGACAAAAACGCGGAAUCUAGAUUUGAAAAGGCAUUUGACGGGAUACCGCGCAAUGUCUGGACUGUGUUUGAGCAUCCUGAAGAAUUGUAUAAGCUGGUGGACGGGCUCAAGAUUAACGAAACAACUGCAUAA
Messenger RNA from Talaromyces rugulosus, 1272 nucleotides. RefSeq lists its product as uncharacterized. The record is from RefSeq and is a predicted model, not a curated record. Gene Ontology annotation, cellular component: actin cortical patch. Gene Ontology annotation, molecular function: phosphatidate phosphatase activity. Lineage: Eukaryota; Fungi; Ascomycota; Eurotiomycetes; Eurotiales; Trichocomaceae. The transcript has a single exon. Bases 1 to 1272 code for a protein of 423 amino acids.